This is a messenger RNA of Juglans microcarpa x Juglans regia, 2203 nucleotides long. Its product is annotated as protein ALTERED XYLOGLUCAN 4-like. NCBI's taxonomy places the organism in Eukaryota, Viridiplantae, Streptophyta, Magnoliopsida, Fagales, Juglandaceae. The record is from RefSeq and is a predicted model, not a curated record. Gene Ontology annotation, molecular function: O-acetyltransferase activity. Gene Ontology annotation, cellular component: Golgi apparatus. The transcript has 3 exons. The coding region runs from base 499 to 2010 and encodes 503 amino acids.
ACUUUCCAUAAAGAGUAGACAUGGUUGGUCCAUUGCCAUGGGUAAGUGGGAAAGGUAACGUCGUGGGAACCAUUAAAGAUAGCCCAAUAUGACAGCUUAGUAUUUGCAAACCCGAAAAGAUUGCGCCGUGAAAUCAGGCUCAUUAGCAAAGACCCAGCUAUAAAACUCACAUGCAAUCAGCUUGCAGCAAGCAGCGCCAUCUGUCUAUAUAUCACACGGCCGAAGUUACUUUCCACACAAAAGCACCUCCACAUCUAACAGUUCACAAAAAAAAUAAAAAGAAUGAAACGGAAAACGGGAGGAGAGGGAGAGGGAGAGGGAGAGGGGGAGGAAGGGACAUCUCUCAUAAAAUAGAAAGCAGCAUAAUCUAAUGAAGGAAGCAACAGAUUCUUCACAACUCACCUCUCAUUAUAUCGGUUUUUGUAAGGAAAUAAGCUCUCACUUCAAAACCCUUCUUUUUUUUCUCUUUCUGUGAGUUGUGGAGAGGAAUUAGAUCACAUGAAGUCUUUAAGCACUCUUUUCCAACAAAAACAUCAGUAUGGCAAAAGGCAGAGAUGCCCCAACAUUGGGAGAUUGGUACCUUUCAUGUUGCCUUGUGUGUUCAUAGCCACCAUUUUCAGCACGAUCUUCCUCCUCUAUUCUCCAAACCCUUUGGCUAUCAUAUCCAAAGAAGGCCUUGAUUCUUUCUUUAGACAUGAACAACCCCAGGGCCUUGAUUCUGUCCCAGAACAACUCACUAAAGAACAACCCCAGGGCCUUGAUUCUGUCCCAGAACAACUCACUAAAGAACAACCCCAGGGCCUUGAUUCUGUCCCAGAACAACUCAUGCAAGGCCAUGAUUCUGUCGAAAAACAAUUCCAAGAACAUGAUCAACACCCCGAUCAGAAGAGUAAAUUCUUGAAUAAUUCUUUUUUCCAAGAACAUGAUCAACACCCCGAUCAGAAGAAGAAAGAGAUUAAGUGUGACUUGUUUAAGGGUCACUGGGUACGAGAAUCAAGAGAGCAUUUGUAUACCAAUUCAAGCUGUGCAACAAUUCCAGAGUCAAAGAACUGUUUUAAGCAUGGGAGGAAAGACAGGGAUUUUCUCAAUUGGAGAUGGAAACCUGACGAAUGCGAGCUCCCAAGGAUUGAUGCCAAGACCUUUCUGCAAAUUGUGCAACAAAAGAAAAUGGCAUUCAUCGGUGACUCGGUUGCCCGAAAUCAUUUCGAAUCCCUUCUAUGCCUCUUGUCACAGGAGGAAAUCCCAAAAGAUGUUUACAAGGAUUCAGAAGACAGGUUCCGGACAUGGUACUUUCCACGCCAUGACUUCACCCUCAUGGUCCUUUGGAGCAAAUUCCUCGUAGCCGGCGAGGAAAGGAUGAUAAAUGGUACAGCAUCCGGCGUUUUCGACGUGCAGAUGGACAAGGUUGACAUCAAGUGGGCCAAGUACCUUCCAGAUAUAGACUACGCGAUCAUCUCGGCUGGGCACUGGUUCUUCCGAUUAAUGUAUCUCCACGAAGGGGAGAACAUUAGAGGAUGCGUUUAUUGCAAUGAACCAAAUGUAACUGGCCUCACUGUAGACUUUGCUUUGAGAAUGGCCAUUCGAGCUGCGUUUAACUACAUAAAUGAAUGCAAGAACUGCAGCGCUCACCUGGUGACAUUGUUGAGGACAUUUGCACCAGCUCACUUUGCUAAUGGGGUUUGGAACACGGGAGGAAACUGCAACAGGACAGCUCCUUUCGGCGAAAAGGAGAUAGACUUGGGGAGUAGUUUUGAUUGGCAAGUGAGAAACGUUCAGGUAGAAGAGUACGAAAGAGCAAAAAAAGUGGGGAAAAAGCAAGGGAAGAGGUUUGGAGUUGUGGAUGUUACAAGGGCAAUGCUGAUGAGACCGGAUGGACACCCAGGAGAACACUGGGGCAACAAAUGGAGAGAAGGCUACAACGACUGUGUUCAUUGGUGCAUGCCAGGCCCCGUUGACACCUGGAGUGAACUUUUUAUGGCAGUUUUGAGAAAGGAGGCAGGGUUGACUUGAUUUCUUGAUGAAGGGUUGGAACUAUUAAUUAACCAGGCCAGUUAGAGCGUAAUUUAUAUAUAUAUUAUACAUCAUAGCAUACAAAUACAUACAUACAUAUAGAUAUUUUUUGUCAAAAUAAUGUUCCCGUUUUUGUUUAUUCGGGCAUUUGAAUCUAAUAAACUUGUUGGCAACAGUACCGUGGCAGAGAAAA